ACAGACGAAUGUUAUGCUCGGUACCGGGGCGUUCAAGAGCGUAUACAAAGCAUAUGAUACCGAAGAAGCUCGGUCCGUCGCCUGGAAUGAGUUGAAGACGCAACACGAGAGAAAAGAAGACAUCGACGCCGUCAUACGCGAAGUACAACUGCUCAAAUCCAUGAAGCAUCCGUUUAUCCUGGACUGCUACGAAUGGUGGACGACGGCGGGGAAGGACUCUACCUCUAAAUCGAAGAAGAAAGGCAAUAUCGUCUUCAUUGCCGAAUACCUGACCGGCGGGACGCUCAAGCAGUACCUGCAACGGGCCAAGUCAAUCAAGCCGUCUGUGGUGCAGAAUUGGGCCAAACAAAUAUUAUCGGGUCUGGACUACCUGCACAAUUUGGAUCCCGCUGUGAUUCAUCGCGAUCUGAAGUGCGACAAUAUUUUCAUACAUAGUGAAACCAGUAGAAUCAAAAUAGGCGAUCUGGGGCUGGCGACGGUAAAAAGGGAUUCGCACAAGGAGUCGGUGAUAGGUACUCCUGAGUUUAUGGCGCCCGAGAUGUACGAUGAGCGGUACAACGAGAAGGUGGACAUAUAUGCCUUUGGCAUGUGUGUAUUAGAAAUGUUCACGUUGGAGUACCCAUAUAAGGAAUGUCGGACUGUGGCGGCAAUUAUGAAAAAGGUUCUGUCGGGAAUCAAACCCGAAUCCGUAGCCGAUGUCACUUGGCCGGAGGGUCGGGAUAUGAUCGACAAAUGUAUAGAAAAGGAUCCCAAUUUGCGACCCUCCACAAAGGAGUUGUUACAGCAUCCCUUCAUAACGAUGGAUACUUCGAGCGUCAUGGCCAAUGUAGCCGCUACCAACAGUAGCUCUAGUCUGACCAGUGACACAGCCCAAGCCUAUCAACAGCAACAGUUGCAACAACAACAGCAACUACAACAACACCUACAGCAGCAGCAACAGCUGGACUUACAGCAACCGCAACCGCCACAGCAACAGCAACCGCAACCGCCACAGCAACAGCCACAGCAGCCACCGGCGGACUCUCUGCCAGGCGACGAGAUCUCAUCGGAAAAUGCCACUCUAGGUGACAACGGCUACCCAGACGAGAUGUUCUACCUCGAAGAAGACGAGGCUCUGCGCAUGCAACAAGCGUACGAGGCUGUACAGUCCACCUCAGCUGUCAGUGAAGUGUCCUGUUUGGGCUUCGUGAAUGAAACCAAUGACAUCCUUCAGCUUAUGUUUGAAACGACAAAAGGCGCCGAGCGACGCGCUGUGCACUUUCCUUUUGAUCUGACUAAAGACACGGCCUUUGAUAUCGUUGAGGAGCUGAUUGAUGUGAACAUAAUCGACGAGGACGACAGUGCCAAGGUCAUAUCAGACAUCGAGCAAAUCGUGGAGUUGUCCAAAGCCAGAAUCCUGAGUGGCGCACCCCUGGUCAAUCACUACAACGACUAUCAAGCCACUUUGCCCGGGCCCCAAUCGCACGACCCGACCCAGGCCGAUAUGCCAGAGCUGCAUACGAGCAGCACAAGCGUACUCAGCAGCACCACAAAUGCCCCAAAGUCCCCCGCGCCGGAACAGGACACCACGCCCAUGCCACGGGCAAAUGCGAACCCAUCACAGCCGCCACAUCGGCCUCAGCCUCAGCCUCAGCCUCAGCCUCAGACCCAGCCCUCGCAACAGCAACCAUCGCUACGAUCAAGCUCUACGUCCCUGGCAAUGGGCCAACCCGGUUCGCGGGCGCGGAGCCAAAGCCCUGUGGAGGAGACGACUCAGACUCAGGCCCAAGCCUUUCACCAGCAGCAGCUGCAACGGGAACACCAGGCAGCGCAAGAGCAGCAACGGCUGCACAACGAGCUGCUGCUGCAGGCACAGCAGCACCAGGCCAAUGAACAGCGCCAUGCCCUGGAACAGGCCCAGGCACGCCGACUGGCCCAGGCACCAGGACAGGGACAAGUACAGGGGCAGUAUGCGCAGGAGCAGCCACAUGCACUGGCUCAGUCGCCCAGGCAGCCGACACGGACACAGCAGUACCAGCAUCAUGCACAGGGCGCCGCCCAGCUGCCGCCAGCACCUGUCGCGCCUCACGCGGGGCCGCAGAUGCACCACUUUCAGAGCGAAACAGGACACGGGGGCAGUCACACACCACCACAGUACUCGACCCAGCCACAACACACGCAGUCGAGGCAGCAGACGGCCCUACAGUCACAGGGACAAGCCUCGAGUGGACAGCCGCAGGGGAUGCCCCAGCAGUACACGCAGGUGCAAACGCAGCCACAGCAACCACAGCACACGGGGCAAGGGCAACCGUCCCAGAUACCGGUCCAAAAACGGGCCAAAGGUCAAAGUCAAGGUCAUGGGCUGAAUCCAGGACAGGUGCAGGGGACUCAUGGGGUGUCGAACUCGCAGUCGCAGCCGUUGCUGGGGGGUAUGCAGGCGAGUACUUAUGCGAACCCAGAUGUCAACACAAAAUCUAGUUCCAAUUUACCUUCAGGGCCGAAUAUGGGCUCACCCGCAGGCGCCACUAUAAACAACGGGAGAAUCACGCCCAAUAACAUACAAGCGACGGCACAGAGAGGGGCUUCUCACGGAACACCCCACCCACAGCAACCACCACAACAUAUACAACAACAGCAACAGCAACAGCAACAGUAUCUGCCACAACAGCACUUCCAAAAACCGCUAUCACCACAUUCACAACCGCAACACACGCAAGCACAGCCUCAGCGCCAACCACACGCACCUGCGGCUGAGAGCACGCCGGUUCUUAGCGAUCAAGGGUCGCUGGAUCGCGAAUUCUGGGAGUUGAAAGAGCGACAGAAGAAACAGUUGGCAGCGAUCGAGGCCUCCCAUCAGCAGGAGAAAGCCGAGUACCAGCGCAAACGGCAGAUGAUGCGUGAGAAGCAGCAGGGGUCAGAAGGCGCCAUACCCACAGCACCGGCCAGCCAACCACUGCCACGGCCAGCCCUGCCCCCGAAUGUUUCGGGUGUACCCAAAACCCCAGCGAAUUCGGUGCAGAACUUGACCUCACAGUACCCCGCGGGGAGUGCGGCCACGGGCGGACAGGUGGGCGCUGGAGAGGACAUUCGGCCCAGGAAACCAAAGGCGACCAACUCAACUGCGAUGCUGGCCAAGUCAAAUGUGACGUCUAUGGUAGACACCGCUCUGCUCUCUAAUGUCAGCGAGUUGGAGCUCAACUGCGGCCCAGGUGCCGAGGGAUCCAACAACCCGAAUCGGCGGUCCUACCGCAAGCCCCCCAAUUCUCAGCCAAUGCAACAAAUGGGCCGCAGCACCACCAUGGGUACUAUUCAACAGAACACCACGCCGCAACAACUUGCACUCGCACACGCACACGAUGCAGGAGGUGCGGGCAACGGCACCAACAACAAAACGAGCCUAGCAGCAAAGAAGACCAACUUAAGUGGUACUAUGAGCGGUGGGUUGAGCUCAGAGAAUGUACUUGGCCCGGUUGUGGGGGGUGUGAGAAAUUACACGCAGCCCGCUACACCCACGUCGUCAGCCGAGGCUCUGCAACUCAGGGCGUUUGCGAGUUCGGCGAACGAUAUGAAGCCGCCUGCGGCGACGGUGAACGCGCACGCUGGGCCGUUGACUGGGGCACAGCUGUAUAGUAGCAACGCGUACGCCUCUCAGCCUGCGUUAGUGGGGACAGGCAUGCAGUCGCCUAAGGUCCAGACAACCCAACAGCCUAUGCAGCAAAGCACACAGGCACAGACACAGAUCGCCCAGGCGGCUACGGUACUCACGGCACAACAGCAGCAAUAUAUACAGCAACAACAGUACUUACAACAACAACAGCAGCAGCAGCAGCAGCAUCACCAACAACAGCAGCAAAUACACCAGCACCAGCAAUGGCAACAAGAACAAACGAAGCAACAGCAGGCGCAAGGGCAGCAGCUGUAGUACGACACACGGUGAUGGACAAUCGCUUGCGUUGUCUACACGAAGACAAGACCCCCCCUCACCCCACCACCACCACAGCC
This is a messenger RNA of Sphaeroforma arctica JP610, 3981 nucleotides long. Its product is annotated as WNK protein kinase. Gene Ontology annotation, biological process: intracellular signal transduction; protein phosphorylation. The transcript has 12 exons. Gene Ontology annotation, molecular function: ATP binding; protein serine/threonine kinase activity. Gene Ontology annotation, cellular component: cytoplasm. Bases 14 to 3901 code for a protein of 1295 amino acids. NCBI's taxonomy places the organism in Eukaryota, Ichthyosporea, Ichthyophonida. The record is from RefSeq and is a predicted model, not a curated record.